This is a messenger RNA of Mesocricetus auratus (golden hamster), 5873 nucleotides long. It is a transcript of the gene Sorcs2, whose product is annotated as sortilin related VPS10 domain containing receptor 2. The transcript is spliced from 28 exons. NCBI's taxonomy places the organism in Eukaryota, Metazoa, Chordata, Mammalia, Rodentia, Cricetidae. Gene Ontology annotation, molecular function: protein binding. Bases 211 to 3801 code for a protein of 1196 amino acids. The record is from RefSeq and is a predicted model, not a curated record. Gene Ontology annotation, cellular component: membrane.
CCGGCCCGGCCCAGAGCUACGGUGACUCGCGCGCGGCCAGCAGGUGGCGCUGCUCUCUUGGCUGCGUGGAGGCUUUGAGUCCCCUCCUCCCGCGCUCCCUCCCUCCCGGCUCCUUUCUCUGCUCUGCGCUCCUGCUCGAGCUCCCAGCGCCCUCCAGCUCUCCCGGCCACGGUGUCGCCCGCACCGCCCCACCGCUGCUUACCGGAGACCAUGGUGCACCAGGGAAUCCCGAGCGCCCCGAAACGUCCUGACCUCACUGUGCCGGCCCCGAGGUCCCACGCUCCGCCGCCUCCGCGCUGGCCGCGCUUGUGGCCGCUGGUGUUGGUGGUGCUGGUGCUGGUGGCUGUCUGCGGGGCGGCGGGGAGCUCCCCCGAGUCCGGGAGCCUGGGUCCCAGCGUGCAGGUCACCCGGCUGCUGCACGCGGGACACCCGGAGUCCGGCGAUCGCGAGGAUCGGCAGGCACAAGGAUCCGAGCCCAGCGCCUCGGGUCAUGGUCCGGGUCUUGCUUCGGGUACAAGCGCAGAUGGCGCCCCAGCUCCAGGCAAGGGGCGCAGGGCGCGGGCGGUUCCGGUGGCCGGUUCGGCUUCCCGCGCGCAGGUCUCGCUCAUCAGCACGUCGUUCGUGCUCAAGGGAGACGCGACACACAACCAGGCAAUGGUGCACUGGACAGGAGAGAACAGCAGCGUCAUCUUGAUCCUGACAAAGUACUACCAUGCAGACAUGGGGAAGGUUCUGGAAAGUUCUCUGUGGCGGUCCUCAGAUUUUGGGACAACAUACACCAAGAUUACUCUCCAGCCUGGUGUCACCACUGUCAUUGACAACUUCUAUAUCUGCCCAGCCAACAAGAGAAAGAUCAUCCUGGUGAGCUCGUCCCUUGGUGACCGGGAACAGAGCCUCUUCCUCAGCACCGAUGAGGGUACCACCUUCCAGAAGUAUCCUGUCCCCUUCCUCGUGGAGACCCUCCUCUUCCACCCGAAGGAGGAGGACAAGGUUCUUGCCUACACCAAAGACAGCAAGCUGUACGUGUCUUCUGACCUGGGGAAGAAGUGGACCCUUCUACAGGAACGGGUGACCAAGGACCACGUGUUCUGGGCUGUGUCUGGGGUGGACGCCGACCCCAACCUGGUCCACAUGGAAGCACAGGACCUCAGUGGAGGCUGUCGGUACUUCACCUGCCUGAUCCACAACUGCUCAACUCAGCCCCACAUGGCACCCUUCUCUGGCCCUAUCGACCGUGGCUCCCUGACUGUGCAGGAUGAGUACAUCUUUCUGAAGGCAACAGCAACAAACCGAACCAAAUACUACGUCUCCUAUCGCCGCAGUGACUUCGUCUUGAUGAAGCUGCCCAAGUAUGCCCUGCCCAAGGACCUGCAGAUCAUCAGCACGGAUGAGCAGCAGGUGUUCGUGGCCGUACAGGAGUGGAACCAGGUGGACACUUACAACCUGUACCAGUCAGACCUGCGCGGCGUGCACUACUCCCUGGUGCUGGAGAACGUGCGCAGCUCGAGGCAGGCUGAGGAGAAUGUGGUCAUCGACAUCCUUGAGGUCAGAGGGGUGAAGGGAGUCUUCUUGGCAAACCAGAAAGUGGACGGCAAGGUGGCAACACUCAUAACCUACAACAAGGGCCGUGACUGGGAUUACCUGCGGCCACCGAGCACCGACAUGAAUGGGAAGCCCACCAACUGUCAGCCGCCGGACUGCCACCUGCACCUACACCUGCGCUGGGCAGACAACCCCUAUGUGUCGGGCACAGUACACACCAAGGACACUGCCCCUGGCCUCAUCAUGGGUGCAGGUAACCUGGGCUCGCAGCUGGUGGAGUAUAAAGAGGAAAUGUACAUCACGUCCGACUGUGGGCACACCUGGCGACAGGUCUUCGAGGAAGAACACCAUGUCCUCUACCUGGACCACGGCGGUGUCAUUGCUGCCAUCAAGGACACCUCCAUCCCCCUGAAGAUCCUCAAGUUCAGCGUGGAUGAGGGCCACACUUGGAGCACACACAACUUCACCAGCACCUCAGUGUUCGUGGACGGACUGCUGAGCGAGCCAGGGGACGAGACACUGGUCAUGACGGUCUUUGGCCACAUCAGCUUCCGCUCUGACUGGGAGCUGGUCAAGGUGGACUUCCGGCCCUCCUUCCCCCGGCAGUGUGGCGAGGAUGACUAUAGCUCCUGGGACCUCACUGACCUCCAGGGCGAUCACUGCAUCAUGGGCCAGCAGAGAAGUUACCGGAAGAGAAAGUCUACGUCCUGGUGUGUCAAGGGGAGGAGCUUCACAUCCGCACUCACAUCACGUGUGUGCAAGUGCCGGGACUCUGACUUCCUCUGUGACUACGGGUUUGAGCGCUCAUCUUCCUCUGAGUCCACUGCUAACAAGUGCUCCGCCAACUUCUGGUUCAACCCCUUGUCCCCUCCUGAAGACUGUGUCCUGGGCCAGACCUACACCAGUAGCCUUGGGUAUCGGAAGGUGGUGUCCAAUGUGUGCGAAGGUGGUGUGGACCUGCAGCAGAGCCCGGUGCAGCUGCAGUGCCCCCUCACAGCACCCCGGGGCCUGCAGGUGAGCAUCCGCGGAGAGGCAGUGGCCGUGCAGCCUAGAGAAGAUGUGCUGUUUGUGGUGCGGCAGGAACAGGGUGAUGUCCUGACCACUAAGUACCAGGUGGACCUUGGGGAUGGCUUCAAGGCCAUGUACGUGAACCUCACUCUGACGGGCGAGCCCAUCCGGCACCACUACGAGAGUCCUGGCAUCUACCGCGUGUCUGUCAGGGCUGAGAACAUGGCAGGCCAUGACGAGGCUGUGCUCUUUGUCCAGGUCAACUCCCCUCUGCAGGCCCUCUAUCUCGAGGUAGUCCCUGUCAUUGGCAUCAACCAGGAGGUGAACCUCACAGCUGUGCUGCUGCCCCUGAACCCCAACCUCACUGUCUUCUACUGGUGGAUAGGCCACAGCCUGCAGCCUCUGCUUUCCCUGGACAACUCAGUGACAACGCGGUUUACAGAUGCUGGGGAUGUGCGUGUGACAGUACAGGCUGCCUGUGGGAACUCAGUGCUGCAGGACUCCAGGGUCAUCCGUGUACUGGCUCAGUUCCAGGUGGUGCCUCUGCAGUUCUCCAGGGACCUGGACACCUUUAACCCCAACACUCCCGAGUGGAGGGAGGAUGUGGGGCUGGUAGUCACCCGGCUUCUCUCCAAGGAGACCAGCAUCCCCGAGGAGCUGCUGGUGACAGUAGUAAAGCCAGGACUGCCCACCAUAGCGGACCUGUACGUGCUCCUUCCCCCUCCCAGGCCCACAAGGAAGAGAAGCCUCACAAGUGACAAGAGACUGGCAGCUGUGCAGCAGGUGCUGAACUCUCAUAGGAUCAGCUUCAUCCUUCGAGGAGGGCUCCGUAUCCUGGUGGACCUGAGGGAUACAGAUACAGGUCCUCAGAGGCCAAGUGGCAGUGGUGGCUACUGGGCUGUGGUGGUCCUCUUUGUCAUUGGGCUCUUUGCAGUGGGAGCGUUCAUCCUCUACAAGUUCAAAAGGAUGGUGGCAUAUGAGCCCUGGGUGAAGGGGCAGGUGGCAGGACAAAGCCCUGGACCUGGCCGUGAUGCCCAUGGCCAAGCAGAGGGCUGCUUCUGGAUGUCUGUGUGGAUGUCAGUGAAACGCCCAGGCAGGACGGUGUACGCCCAGAUGCACAACGAGAAGGAGCAGGAGAUGACAAGCCCCGUGAGCCACAGUGAAGAUGCCCAGAGCGCCAUGCAGGGCAACCACUCAGGUGUGGUCCUGAGCAUCAACUCACGUGAGAUGCACAGCUACCUGGUGGGCUGAUGGCACCAGCUGGCCAGGACACUCUCUUCCUGCUUCCUCCACAGAGGGUGCAGGACCACAAGAGCAGCUGGAAUGAUGCCCCCUGAGACCCGUGGAAAGGCCAUCUCCUCUAGCUGUCCCCGCCCAGAGGACAGACAUCUCUCCCUGUCAGCCCCAGCUGGCCCAUGGGAUCCUGGGGCAGCCAACUCAUGACCUGGACACAGGUCUGUGGUACCACACAAAGUCCCAACCUUUGACUCUGAGGCAUCACAGUCCUUAGACCUGAACAUGCUGCCUUGGCUGCUCCAACUUGCAAACGCAGCUCAGGCCUGGCUUCUCCUGCCUGGAGUUGAAUCUGGGGUGAACCUGCAGCCACCCCCAGCACCAGAUCCAUAGAUCUAUCAGCUUUGGCCCCACAUUCUCUGUCCCUGCAGAGGACCCCAGAGCCAGGAAGUCUAUGGGCCACACCUCCUCAGAACCACCCUCCAGAUAGUCACUGGCUCCACUACAGUGUAAAUUCCUGCCUAAGUAGAGCUAUUUGAGUUUGGGGGCUCUUUCCUUUACUUUCUGUUUUCAAGGCCAGGCAAUAGAAGCCAUCUGAAUCCUGUCAGAAUCACACUCUCAGAACCCCCUUUUCAGGAUGCCCAGGGUUGGGCUUAGAGGGGCAAAGAUCCUCUGGUUUUCCCUCAGGGCUAUGGGGUGGGGGACAAGAAAGGAAGGGACCCCUACAUGCAGUUCCUGCUCAAGCAAUAGGAGGCGCCCUUCCACUGAUCCUAGGUUGAUGACUCUGGCUUUUGGCCAGGUCUGGGCUCUAGAAGAGUCCACAGGCCCUAGAAAGGCACAUUAGCUGCAAACACCAGGCUUUGAUGCCUUACGGUUUGAGAGACCCAUGUAGAACCAACCAGAAGAGGUGUAGGAAGGCAGCGUCUCCCAGCAAAAUGAAGUAGACUGGUGACCUUUUCAGGGUCAUAGAAAGAAGGCAGCAGAGGUAGCUCCAGGGUCAGCCCCUGCUUCUCCCACGCAGGGUGCCUGCUGCCUGCUCCCACUGCUGAGUCAGGGGCCCAGCACAGGUCGACGCUGUGAGCUGCUACAAUUCACCUUUUGCCUUGAAACUGAAGUCAGUGCCCCCUUCCCUUCCCUCCUCUUCCCUCCUCCCACCUCCAGGUUCUUGCUGCCCCACCAGAGCCCAGGCUGGGCUCGGCCCACACAUCAGCACUCACCAGCUCUCCCUGGGGAAGACAUGUGACCUAUGUAAGAGGAGAGGUCUAGGCAGACCCUCACAUAGGACAGCUCCAGCUCUGUCUGUUGGGGGAUGGGCAGGGUGUCCAGACGUUCAUGUCACAGACAGGACAGCAUAGAACAAGGCAACUGUGGGGCACACAGAUGAUCUGUGGGAGUCUCCCAACUGUACCCCAGCAUCUCUCAUAUUCUGGGGGUUAGGGGUUCCUCCAGAGGCGACUUGCACUGUCCUCCUUGUGAGGGGCUACAAAUGGGAACCUAGUACCAGUAAAGGCAGUGACACUUUAAGAGUUUUGCCCCACAUACCUUCGUGCUGUCUCAAAAGAAACCUAAUCAGAGACCUUUCCCCCAUACAUGUCCCCACAUCCCUGCUUCCCAGUGUCACCCACCACACAGUCCCAGGUCCAAGGCCAGCACAGAAUUCCCGGAUGCAGCCCUCCACUUUAGCUCACCAGUGCCUGGAGUACCAACUGGAGGUCUUUACCUGUUGUGAGUACUCUGUGUCACUUGCAAGGACACUUGGGUAGGCUUUCCCUAGCUAUUUGGAUUUCAUGUUACUGUUUCUAUUAAGAACAUUUGGAGCGUGUAGGCCCAAGAGCCUCCCCGGUUUUCAUCUCCAUGACUGCAGACCGCUAUGCAGGCACAGGGUUCCCCUGCUUAUCAGCUGAGGUGCCAUACAUUGCACAGCCAGGGGCAAAAGCACCGACAGGCAGCCCAGAUGCUACCAGCUCAGGGGCUCACGCCACUCUCCACUGGGUCCUGUGCAUACCUGUCAUGUGGGCAUAGCAGAGGUGGUGAAUUCUUUGUUUUCCCUUUCUAAAAAGUACCAAUAAAUCAUUUGUGAUGCUUUUAAA